AUGUCUAGAAACAUUUACGCUAGGAGAACUAUCAACUUAAAUGCUGCAAGAACAUCUGGAAUGUAUUCCACACAUCCAUGGAGAGAUAACAUGGCACUGAGCAUUCUGGUUGUGGUUUGGAUGUGCAAGACGAGUUCGAUCGGCUAUUUGUCCGAGAUUGUAUACUGUAACCUCUCGCUACAGUUGAGAGCUAGAUUCUUGCAUUCAUGA
This is a messenger RNA of Paraglomus brasilianum, 210 nucleotides long. NCBI's taxonomy places the organism in Eukaryota, Fungi, Glomeromycota, Glomeromycetes, Paraglomerales, Paraglomeraceae. The record is from the annotation of a GenBank genome assembly.